AGCAGUCUUUCCCAUAAUGAGCUGCAUCAUCUGAACUGAUGUCACAGCAUCAUGCAGCAGGUCACACAAGGCACCUCCUAGUAUUGCAUCUUACAGAUGUGCCGUAAACAUCAAAAGAGGAUGAUUUGAACAGGACAUGCUAUUUUUGAAAGCAGUAUGGUUUAUGCUUUGACGCGUUAGCCAUGGAUGUAGCACUUUCUCCCAUGAGAACACAAGAACUGGAUCCGAUGCCAUCUGAUGCCUCUCCCAUGCUCAUAAACAUGACUCCUACAGUGGAACAAGAAGGGGAAGGGGAUGUCCUGAAGGACCUUGACUCUGGGCAGCAGUAUGAAAAGCCCCCUCCUCUGCACACCGGGGCCGACUGGAAGAUUGUUCUCCACUUGCCGGAAAUCGAGACCUGGCUUCGGAUGACGUCUGAGAGGGUCCGGGACCUGACCUACUCUGUCCAGCAGGACUCGGACAGCAGGCACGUGGAUGUGCAUCUGGUACAGCUGAAGGAUAUUUGUGAAGAUAUAUCUGAUCAUGUUGAACAAAUCCAUGCUCUACUAGAGACCGAGUUUUCCCUGAAGCUUCUGUCUUACUCUGUCAAUGUGAUAGUCGACAUUCAUACAGUGCAACUCCUCUGGCACCAGCUACGUGUUUCUGUCCUGGUUCUGAGAGAACGCAUUCUCCAGGGACUACAGGACGCCAAUGGAAACUACACCAGGCAGACUGAUAUUCUGCAAGCAUUUUCUGAAGAGACUAAGGAGGAUCGUCUUGACUCUUUAACUGAAGUUGAUGAUUCUGGACAGUUAACCAUCAAAUGUUCUCAAAAUUACUUGUCCCUGGAUUGUGGUAUUACUGCAUUUGAACUAUCUGAUUACAGUCCUAGUGAGGAUUUGCUUGGUGCUCUGGAUGAUAUGACCUCCGGCCAAGGGAAAGCAAAAUCAUUUGAAUCCUGGAACUACAGUGAGAUGGAUAAGGAAUUUCCAGGACUUAUCAGAAGUGUGGGUUUACUUGCAGUAGCAACAGAUUCCAUUGCUUCCCAGUGUAAUGAAGCUUUGAAGGACAAAGAAGAUCAUGUACCUCUUUCAGCAGAAGAUAGAGAAGAAACCAAAGACAAGAAAACAUCAUGUGAUCUCUCACAAACAUCUCCUUCUGGAAAUUCCUCUCUUUCUAAAGGACCUUUCUCUGAAAAUGGUGUUUUACCUACUGACAGCAAAGCACUUUCCAUAUCAAAGAAUCCAGAGAGCAGUCCCCCACAGCAUACUGGUGAAAAUAUCAAACACUCUCACUGUGAAAAUUCAACACCGAAGAGGUCCAUAAGAGACUGCUUUAACUAUAAUGAAGACUCCCCCACGCAGCCUACAUUGCCAAAAAGAGGCUUGUUUCUGAAAGAUGAUGUGUUUAAAGAGUAUAUGGAAGCCAACGACUUAAAAAGGCAAAUCUCUCAAAUAGUUAAAAAUGAAAUGAGUAGAAGUACACCCUCAUUGUUAGAUCCACCAGACAGGUCCAAGCUUUGCCUAGCUUUACAGCUGCCCUAUACCAACAGUCCAUCAGCAGUUAGUCAGUCAUAUGAUAGCUUAAAUACAAUAAGUGAUAAAAAUCUUGAGUACACAAUAAAUAAUCACUUCAAAGACAGUCCCAUUAUUCUAGAAAAGUGUACUUUCUACACCUGUAAAGAAAAAUCAAAGCACAAGAAGUCUCGUGAUUCUCCAGAGAAAGUGAAAACUGAUGGAACACCUGCAAGUAUGUGUAACACAACUCCAUCAACCCAGGUCAAAAAAACAGGGUGUUCUCUGCAGAAUGGAAUUACUUCUCAUAGCUCUAAGUCUCUGGAGGAGACAGAAACAGAUUCUUCUGCAUCUUCAGAUUCUUGUAAUGAGAGAGAUCCAAGUGGGCAAUCACAAGUUAAAACUGAGCCCUUCAGCUCAGCAACACAUAGCCAAAAGAGUGCUUCUUCAGCUGGUUCUGAGCUUUCCAGCUCAUCCCCUCUUCUGUUGAGAAGAAAGAAAAAUAAAAGCUUAUCUUCAACACCACACUAUGCUCAGCAAACCACUAAGGACAACGAGGUAUGGUAUGGAUCUGAUGAAUAUUUAGCACUUCCUUCACAUCUCAAACAGACUGAAGUAUUAGCUUUAAAACUAGAAAACUUGACAAAGUUGCUGCCCCAAAAGCCCCGAAGAGAAACCAUUCAAAACAUUGAUGACUGGGAGCUGUCAGAAAUGAACUCAGAUUCAGAAAUGUAUCCAACAUACCAGACAAAAAAGCACAAAAAAAGGGGUAGAAUUUCACCAAGUUCUUCAAGCGAUAUAGUAUCCUCAGUAGGUGACAGUAUUGAAUCUGGGCCUCUCAGUGAUAUUCUCUCUGAUGAAGAUCUUUGUAUGCCUGUGUCUUGCAUUAAAAAAUACAUUGAAGAAAAGUCAGAAAGGACUGCUGCCACUCAGCCCACUGGGAAUGAGACUUCUCCUUCAAAUAAAUCAGCUUUAAUUCAUCAACUGAUGCAAGAUAUACAACAUCAAGAGAAUUAUGAAACCAUAUGGGAAAAAAUUGAGGGGUUUGUAAGCAAGCUGGAUGAAUUCAUUCACUGGUUAAAUGAAGCUAUGGAAACAACAGAGAACUGGACUCCUCCUAAAGCAGAAACAGACAGCCUGAAACUCUACCUGGAGACACACUUGAGUUUUAAGUUGAAUGUAGAUAGCCACUGUGCUUUGAAAGAAGCAGUGGUAGAGGAAGGACGCCAACUUCUUGAGCUUAUUGUAUCUCACAAAUCAGAAGGACUGAAGGACAUGCUGCAAAUGAUUGCAAGUCAAUGGAAGGAACUACAGAGGCAAAUCAAACGGCAACACAGCUGGAUUCUUAGGGCUCUGGAUAUCAUCAAAGCAGAGAUACUGGCUACUGAUGUGUCUGCAGAGAAUGAGGAAGGGACUGGGAGCCCUAAGGCUGAGGUUCAGCUAUGCUAUCUGGAAGCACAAAGAGAUGCUGUUGAACAGAUGUCCUUAAAACUGUACAGUGAGCAGUACAACAGUAGUAGCAAGCGAAAGGAAGAGUUUGCUGAUAUGUCAAAAGUUCACACAGUGGGAAGUAAUGGCCUUUUGGACUUUGAUUCAGAAUACCAGGAGCUCUGGGAUUGGCUGAUUGACAUGGAAUCCAUUGUGAUGGACAGCCAUGACCUGAUGAUGUCAGAGGAGCAGCAGCAGCAUCUUUACAAGAGAUACAAUGUAGAAAUGUCAAUCAGGCACCCAAAAAAGAUGGAACUUCUUAGUAAGGUUGAAGCUCUGAAGAAAAGUGGUGUUUUACUACCAAACGAUCUCCUUGAAAAAGUGGAUUCAAUUAAUGAAAAAUGGGAACUGCUUGGGAAAACCCUAGGAGAGAAGAUCCAAGACACAAUGGUAGGGCACAGUGGGUUAGGUCCACGUGACCUGCUCUCGCCUGAAAGCGGCAGCCUGGUAAGGCAGCUGGAGGUCAGGAUCAAAGAGCUGAAAGGGUGGCUGAGAGAUACAGAGCUUUUCAUCUUCAAUUCCUGUCUGAGACAAGAAAAUGAAGGAACAAUGAAUGCUGAGAAACAACUGCAAUAUUUUAAGUCUCUAUGCUCUGAGAUCAAGCAGAGGCGCCGUGGGGUAGCCUCUGUGCUGCGAUUAUGCCAGCACCUCCUGGAUGAUCAGGAGACCUGCAACCUAAAUGCAGAUCACCAGUCCAUGCAGUUGAUAAUUGUGAACCUUGAGAGAAGGUGGGAAGCCAUUGUCAUGCAAGCUGUCCACUGGCAAACCAGGCUACAGAAGCGAUCGGAAAAAGACUCGGAGCCUCUAAAUGUUAUUGAUCCCAGUUUGAUGGAUCUAAAUGGUCCAAGUGAGGAUGCACUAGAAUGGGAUGAAACUGACAUAAGUAAUAAGCUCAUCAGUAUUCAUGAAGACUUAAGUGAUCCUGAUCAGGAGCUCAACAAGGAUGAUCUAAACCAGAAACCUGCUUCAGAAGAAUGUGGUGAUAAUGAUGUGAAUGAGGAUGAAAGUAUCAAUAAUCAUGGAAUUCCUCUUUAUUGUCCCAGCAUUACUUCCCCUCCAAAUCCUCACAUCUAUCAGGUCUAUAGUCUUCAUAAUAUUGAAUUAUCAGAAAAAAAACAUAUACCUUUUUUGAAAAAAACAUCCAGACUCUCCAAUGUAAUGCAGUCUAACAUUUUAAACAAAAGUCUCAGUAAAGACUCAUCGUUUUCAUCUACCAAAUCCUUGCCAGAUCUAAUAGGAGGUACCCCAUUGGCAAAACCAUAUAACUGCAUUUAUCAGAGUGGAAACAUAAGCAGGCAUUCUGAGAGUGAGAGUGGGAUAGUGAGUGAAUGCGAUACAGAAACUACAAAUAAUUCAGAAAUUUUUUUGCUAAAUGAUAUUGAAAGCAGUCAGAGUAAUCCUGAAACUGGGCAUGUGGAAAUCCAAGUGGAUAAUGUAAUAAAACCAAAACUAAAGCAAGAUGAAGAAGAUCAUACUAGUCUUUCAGAUGAUUUCCAAAUGGCUCCUUCUGCAUGCUGUGGAAGUGAAAAUGAUGAGGAUUUGGACAGCAUUACCAUGUCUAACCCUGGUUGUCCAGAAGAACUGCAAGAAAAACAUGAUGUCUUUACAUUUUAUGAUUACUCAUAUCUUCAAGGCUCCAAAUUCAAAUUACCAGUGAUAAUGAAACAAUCACAGAUUGAAAAAACACAUACAGAGGGUAGUUUGUUUCAUGACUUUUGUUUUGACAAAAUACCUGGUAAAUCAGAACAUAAGUCUGGAGAGUCACAACCAGAUGGGUUUAUUCAUGAUCAUAAUCUGGCAAGUAUCUGUGGAGAAUCAGAUCCCAAUUCCUGUAAAUCUGUAGAAACUGUAAAAAAAUUACCUGUUACAGAGAAUACAAGACAGGUUUCCACUUUAUCGCAUAGUUCUUCUUUAGAAUCUCUGUCAGUAGUAGGUGAUUUGUUCAGCUCAGGUAUUUUUAAAAGUGGAGAAGGUCUUCAGCGAAGUGCCUCUUUGGAGAGCUGGCUGACUUCCUACAAAAGCAAUGAAGAUCUUUUUAGUCAUCAUGGCUCUGGAGACAUAAGUGCAAGCAGUGAUUCUGUUGGAGAGCUUAGUAAAAGGACAUUAGAUCUUUUGAAUCGCUUGGAGAAUAUCCAGAGUCCUUCAGAUCAAAAAAUAAAGCGCAGCAUCUCUGAUAUAACACUCCAAAGUAGCUCUCAAAAAAUGUCUUUUACUGGACAGCUAUCUCUAGAUAUUGCAUCUUCAAUCAAUGAAGAUUCAGCAGCUUCUCUCACUGAACUCAGCAGCAGUGAGGAUCUUUCUCUCUGUUCUGAAGACAUUGUACUACACAGAAAUAAAAUACCAGAUUCAAAUGCAUCAUUUAGAAAACAUCUUAAUAGAUCUGUAGCUGAUGAGAGUGAUGUCAAUGUCAGCAUGAUUGUUAAUGUCUCCUGCACUUCUGCUUGUACUGAUGAUGAAGAUGACAGUGAUUUGCUUUCAAGUUCCACCCUUACUUUAACUGAGGAAGAGCUAGGUAUCAAAGAUGAAGAUGACGACUCCAGUAUAGCAACUGAUGAGGAUAUUUAUGAAGAUUGCAAUUUAAUUUCAGGACUUGAUUAUAUAAAAAAUGAGCUCCAAACCUGGAUUAGACCAAAAUUUUCCUUGACAAGGGAAAAAAGAAAAAGUAACCUCAGUGAUGAAAUUCAGCGCAGUAAAGAAGUUAGUAAUGACACAUCAAAAGCCACAGAUACAUUAAGCAUUGAAACACUGUUGAAUUGUUCAGUGCAGAAAAUAUCAGAAAAUAAUGGCAAUAGUAAGAAUAUACCAUGUGAUCGUGAAAAAGGAACAAAAAGUCAUCCAAUGAAAGACAUCUCUCAGGUUGUGAAGGAUCAGCUUGUGGAUGAUAUGGAGAAUGGCAAUGUUGAAAAUACUCUUGGCAGUGAAAAGGAAGGUCUUGCUAGAGUAGCAGCAACCCCCAAAACUCAUGCAUCACUUGAUGUCAGAGAAGCUGAAAAUGAAUGUGGUGUCUGUGAAGCAUUUACAGACAGUUCAGAUGAUUCACAUAUGGAUGGCAAGGAGACUGUUCUAUCCUCAGCUGGAUCCAGGAACCCUCCAAGAGAAUGUCAAAGUCAUCUUCAGCCUGAUCAUCACUCUGUUACUUCCUCUCCUGCAAAAAAGCCUUGCCUUGAAUGUUCCUCAGAAAUUAAUUCUGUAGGCAUACAAGAUACAGCUUUACAGCCAUCUUUACCUAGUGGUCAACAACACAGAAUAAAUGCUACUGAAAAUUUUCCUGAUUGCUGUGCAGCCUUGAAAUCCAGUGAAGCAAAAUGCAACUCAUCAGCCAAUGGUUUUGAUUUGUGCUGUAACUGUGAAUCUGCUGAUUUUGAUAAAAAAAACACGGAAGAUGGCUCAGUACACAAUUUUGUGAGGGAGAUAAUAGACAUGGCAUCAACAGCUUUGAAAAGUAAGUCACAACCUGAAUGUGAGUCAUCUGCUCCAGCUUCAUUAGCACAGAUCAAGGAAAAAGUGCUAGAACACUCUCACAGACCCAUCCAGCUAAGAAAAGGGGACUUUUAUUCUUAUCUUUCACUUUCUUCUCAUGAUAGUGACUGUGGAGAGGUAAUCAAAUACAUAGAGGAAAAGAGCAGCACUCCUGUGCCACUGGACUUCACAGAUGAGAGAGAAGAUAUUGAAUGCUUCUUUGAAGCCUGUCCUGAGGAAGAACGGGUUGAGCAGCAGCAGCAGUCUAUUUCUAAUGGUUCUUCUGAAGCACAAGUUGAGAAGCAGCAACCUAUUUCUAACCCUAUUUCUGAAACAUCUGCAGAGUCACUAGAUGAAGUGACUCCAGAGUCAUUAGAGGUCAAAACUUCUUCUGAAGGUAGGGAUUUAUCUUUUUUAUGUGGGGAUGACAAUGAUAUAAAUAUUCCAAAUACUAAAAAAAAAUGUGCGUCAAGUAAUUCAAAAGAUGCUGAUGAUGAUUUGCUGUUUUCAGAUGGACAAAAUGAAAGUUUGGCAAAGAAGUCCCCAGAGGUUAGCACUAAAAAGAGUAGUGCAGGAAAAUCACCUGGAACAGAAGAGAAAAAAGGAUGCGUUACUGCUUCUGAAGAGGCUUCAGCUACAGAUUUUCAGAUAAAGCCUGGCCAUUCUCAGAAAAAGGAUGGUUUACAUCAGAACAGAAAAACUCUUACUUGUGAAGAAAAUCUCCUGAAACUUCAUAAGGAAAGACAUAUAAAUAUGCACAGAUAGAAUGUAACCCUCUCCAGGCACAUAGAUUAUUCUAAAAACAGCUAUAUAAGCGUUUUUACAAAAAGCUUCAACGUUCCUCCUUUAAAACAUGGACAUCAGUUUGACAAGCUUAGCUACAAGCAGAGAGAAGCUACACUGACCAGAAGUCAUAUUCAUGCAAAACUGAAGUAACAGGUAUUUAAGGACAAUCUCAUGUUUUCCAAAGUGUUAACAGCUUCCUAUUACUGCAAGAGGGAAAUUGUCUCUCAAUUUACACAGUGUAGCCUUAAGCAAGCUAUGAGGUUUGUAGGGCAGCAGUAACAAUGCUUAUCUCUAAGUAUAAAUAAGAACAACUAUUUAUUAUCUGAACCUUUUGAAUCUGUAGAGAUUUCUGCACGUGCAUAUCUUUUAUCAGUUACAAGUCUAACAAGUUAACUGGUAAUUACCUAAAAUGUAUAACUAUAUAGCUAAAGACCACUUUAUUAUAUUUUAAAUAUUUUAAAGCUAUAUGUAUACAAAAAAGGUAAUUCAAAAUAUAACUCCUUAUUUUUAGCAAAAUUUUUGCAGUGACAAUUGUGUUUAUUUAUGAGCUUCCUCAACCAUGAUUUUUAAAUUAUCUUGACAAAGGAAUUGAGUUAAUAAUUAUUCUUCUUUUCACCCUAGUAUUUUCUAGCUUAUGCUAUAUUUUUUUUUUUAAACUUACUUUGACUAUAGGCACAUCUUGCACUGUGACAACAGGAAAACUAAUAAUUCAGAGGCUUUUCAGAUCUUUCAUCUCACCCAACAGAUUGUGCAUAACUCCAUCAAUUACUUGUACCAUUCUAUUAGACCAUUUGCCACAAAUUCACUUUUUUCCUGGGGGAAAACUGUAUUACUUGUCAAAUCAAUAAACCACAUAUUCAUCAUACAAUAUCUGGAAUAAUAUAUGGCCACAACUCAAAUUUCUGUGGUUCCUCUCUGAGAGAUUGGAACAUUUUAAUUUGACUAUAUAGAUCUCAGAUCUAUAUUAUUUGGUCUCAUGAGAUAAAGUUACCAUUUUUAGGGGUUUUUUUGGCUAGAAAAUUUACCCUUUUACAAUUUUUAUUCUCAAAAUUGACUUUGUUGUCAAUAAAAAAUUAUUUCAAAGUGAAACACUGAUAUUAUAUAUAUUGCACAGGACUGUUUCCUCUCUUAGUGUAAGUCAUGCUUAUGGCCAUAUUAUGCUGGACCUUCUUGGAAUUUCCUAAAGGAAAAUAUUGGUACGAUUUAAAACUAAUGUUUAUAUACCAAGAGUACCUUAAGAUCAGCCCAUGUAGAGAGUCCUGUAUAGACCUCACUCCUGCUUGUGAAAUUCUUUUGUGGCAGAGAGGAACACUGCAAGCUUUCUGCAGAAUUUAUUCUCUACUAAAGUUCCACAGGCUGCUUUUUAUUCCACACACUCCCUGGCUCAUGCUUGAGCAACAUCUGCAGUGUGUGAGGAGGCCAUUUGACAGCAAUGGCCCUGACACACGGUUCUCCUUUUCCUGCCUACUUCACAUUUCUCCCAGAGCUCUCCAGCUCUAAGCAAAGGGAAUGCAUGCUAACACUAGUGCUAAAAUACAUGCCUGGGACUACAGUUUAAAAUGUUUUUUCCAAUCGCAUUAGUUUUAAAUAUGGAUAGCCUUCUAAGCCAUGUCCCCAGUUUUUCCUACUUAAUGGUUUGCAUUUUUCCAGAGGUAAGUAAAAGUUUUUUAGUGAUACACUGCAACUGUACCACUGUACUGGUAAGAAAGUCAGGUGGUGUCUCCAUGUUCUUACAAUUGUUUGUACUGUUCGUUGUAUACAUGUGUAGACAUCAGCAUGAAAACACACGAAAAUAUUCUCAAAUUGUUCCCGUUUGGUUUGCAAUAAACUCAAAUAAAGAGUUGCUAUCAUUUAGGCAACAUCUUGACCUUCCUCCUUGGAAACGGGAAGCACAGAGGACAUAGCCUUCCACAGCACAUAUUUUAGCAUUUCAUUGCAAUUCCCCUGUGUUGAUGAAAACAACAUAUUUUGAAUAACAUGUAUCUGCUAAGAGGGCUGCUUUUGCCUUUUUUAUUUGGCCAGAAGAUACUGGGAACAAUGUUGUAAAUUUUUCUGUGCUAUUGUGCACAGAAGAGGGGUUAUUAAUGUUUAGGCCAGACCGUACUUGGCUCAAGAGGAUUAACAAGGAUGUCAAGUUCUUAGCCAAGUCAAUCUCCUCCACUGACAAGUUAUAACAAACUUAUUCCUAAUAAUAGCAUCACUUUGAGAGGCGUUUCGGCCAACAAAUGACAUCUGAUCUAUUGCCUUCAGUGCUGUGUGUCUGAUUUUUCAGAGUUGCCCUGUCUUUUAUGCCAUUUCUACCAACCUGAAAAGCUUACAUUUUUCAUAUGACCACUGUUUGCUCAGUAAAUACAUGUUUAUCUCUGAUAUUAGAAAUGUUUUAAGGACUAUGCCUUACUUAUGGCAUCACUUAAGUCUGUGUACUAGAGGAAUUCUAAGUGCUUCAGUGCUUUAAAAAUGGAUUUUUCUUUGCACUAGAAAGCAAUAUUACUUUAUUUCUGCUGAGUGGAGAAAUAAGCUAAGUUAAAACUGAAGUUAGCGUUGUAUAAAUCAGUAAUUUUAGAUUACAAAUACUACUGUGAUAACAUAGUUAUUGUCAAACUAGUUAUUAAAAUUUACAAGAAUUAUAGAAUUAUAUAAUGGUUUAAAUUAAAUUAAAUAUGGUAUGAAAAGAACAGUUAGGUAAGUAAAUAUUUUUACCUCUGCCUUAUGUUGAGCCCAUGUCUCUGUGGCAUUCUGGAAGUGGAGGGAAAAUAAUUUUUAAAACAUAUGAAAUAUUUUAAACAUUUUUCUUUCUUGCAAUUACUGUAAGGGUGUUUUGAAUGCAGCAAGGAUCUAGUUGUAGCAUUUUCCAAACAUUAUGAGAGUGACAGGGAAAGGCAUAUUUGAAAAGAUUUCAAGAAAUAGUGAAAAAGACAAACCAUUCUUAAUGCACUUAAUUUACAGAAUGAAAAAAAAUUCCGACUUUGGAAGAACUUCUAGUGAACAUCAACCAUAUAUUCCAAAUAUUUUCCUUUUUUCAUGGGGAGAUAAGUAGUACUGAAAAUAACAUGACCUUAGGCAAAGUGGUAUGUCAAUUUCUCAUACAGGCUAUGGUGCAUAUAUACCUGAAUUUCUGCUCUGUAUCUCUUGAAUAAAAAACCUGAACAUAGAAUUCACUUUGAAGGCCAUGGGUUUUGUUGUUUCUUCAUAAGGAUGUGGACCAAAUUUGGGCUGAGAAACAUCUGCCUCUAACAAGCUUUAAAAAGAAAUUUUAGCAAGCAGAUUUUAAAUAACACACAAUGGCAGACAAAAAAAUAUAAAAGGAAAAGAAAACAAAAAAAGCAGUCACUCUGUAAAUCCUAGUAGUCCCUGCCAGUAGUUUAAUCAAGAAUAUUCCAAGUUAAGUAGCAUUAUUAUACUUCUAUUAACUGAUCAUUAUUUAUCCUGACACAAUGAUGUUAGAGAAAUCUCUACAGUUUUUGCUUUACUUACCUCAAAGCAGGGCUUUUCAAAGUGCUGAAAAGGUUACAGAAAUGUCAGUGGUUGAAAUGGUUGCAUGAAUCAAAAAAACCCCGAUGCCAUAUUUCUGUUGGGUUGCUGUCUGUGCCACCUGAGCCGAUCAGUGCUGCUUUUGGCCAUAUUUUGUGGAGGCAAAGCCUUUAAAACGCUUCCCGUGCACAUAGAGCUAAUUUUCCACUAUUAAUAUGACUACUAAAGAAAGCUUUUCUGUAAGGAGUUUGCCUAAAAUGACAACGUAAAUGUUUCUCAUACCCUGCUGCUCAUUGUAUAUAUUCCUGCUUCUUAUCCCUUGAUCUUCCAAGCUGAACAUUUCUCCACUCCUACCUUCUCAUAUUGCACAGCUCAGGAAGGAAGUUAAGGGUUUGCAACUUACCUUUGUAAUAGAGAAUUUAAAGGUAAUGCUUUAAAAGGUGGGCAAGUGGCACCAGAUCCAUAGUGGCUUGGAGUAAAGACAAAGUGGCUGGCAAGAGGAAUUCUAAGUGCUUUGGUGCUUUAAAAAUAGAUUUUGCUUUGCAAUAGCAAGCAGCAUUAUUUUCUUUCUGGAGAGUGUGGGGAUUAGCUAAGUUAAAACAUAAACUUAGAAUUGUACAACUCAGUAGUUUUAGAGUACAAAUAUUCCUGGAGAUGCAUGAUACUGAAGCUGUGCCAAGUAGACUGGAGGGAGGAUUCAGAUCAGCAAUUGUCAUUCUGGUUGAUAAAAGAAAAAGAAGAGAGAAGCAGAGGAGGAGGUGGAGCUUCAAGGAUGGCUGAUGGGAACUAGCUUUGGUUAAAGUAUUUGUAGAAUAAUAGGAGCAUACACUGUUUUGAAAGAGAUUUAUCUCUAUUGCUAGACUUGUUAUUGAAAGUGUAAAGUGAUACUAUUCAUGAAUACUCAUUUUUCUGAAUCUGCUGUUCAGUUAUGCCAAGCAUAUCAAUCAGGUGUACCAUUGUCAGUUAAUUAACAUUUGAUUGCAUUAAACAGAGGGUGUUGAAGAGGAAGUUUCUUUUCAGAGGGGGAGCGGUAUUUGUGUGAUUUCUUUGGAGGGGGAGGGAUGUGUUCUUAGUAAUUAUUGUCAGCUGUGAGAGAAGUCAAAUUGUAACUUGUUAGUACAUAUUUUUGUGCUACUCACCACUCUUUAUGGCCACAGUAAGAUUGUAAGACAAAGGCAGCAAGUGUACCAGCAGCUUAAUUCUCAGCCAUACCAUAUACUGCAUCUAGAAAUGUAAAUGGUGCCUGUGUAGAAGUAAAAUAUAUGAGAAAGGAAAGGAAAGGAAAGGAAA
Molecule: messenger RNA, 11987 nt
Organism: Taeniopygia guttata (zebra finch)
Lineage: Eukaryota; Metazoa; Chordata; Aves; Passeriformes; Estrildidae
Gene: AKAP6
Product: A-kinase anchoring protein 6
Cellular component (GO): sarcoplasmic reticulum; perinuclear region of cytoplasm
Molecular function (GO): protein kinase A binding; transmembrane transporter binding
Source: RefSeq, a predicted model, not a curated record